AUGAGAACCCUCGCGCUUCUGGUCGUGUCGCUCGGCGCUUCCGCUUUCGCUCGUUCAGUCGACACUCAGUCUCAGCAAGCACUUAUUCCUCAAGAUGAAGAGGCUUCCAGUCAGGACAGGUACUUGAUUGAACUGAGUUCAGGGGAAACGAGGUGGGUCGUGGAGGAGGAAAAAUGGGAACUCAAGAGAAAUGGAAUCAAGUUCAUGGACAUUACUGAAACUGGAGACACAUACCCAUAUGCGGCCGCAUCGAAAACAGCUGCGAAUGCGAUCACCUAUCCCUCGAAACCUGAGCACAAGCACGAGGUCAAGGCUUUGAUGAAGACGUUGGACAAGGACAACAUGCGCAAGCACCUCGAAGGUCUCACGUCGUUUCACACGCGCUACUACAGGAGCCAGAGUGGCAUUGAUGCAGCUCUGUGGUUGCAUGACCAGAUAGAGCAAGCCAUUGAAGCAUCCGGCGCUUUCAACUACAGCGCUUCUCUGAACUUGUUCCCGCAUUCAUGGGGACAGUCGAGUAUCAUUGCUCGGUUUCCUGGGCGAACAAACCACACGGUCGUGAUUGGUGCACAUCUGGACAGUAUCAAUAUGUUCUUCCCCUAUCUCCGUGCGCCUGGUGCCGAUGAUGAUGGCAGCGGGACGGUGACCAUCCUCGAGGCUCUGACGGCUCUGCUGAAGUCGGACAAGAUUGUGAACGGCUCAAGUGAGAACACGGUCGAGUUCCACUGGUAUUCGGCCGAAGAAGGGGGUCUUCUUGGGAGCCAAGCCAUCUUCAAGUCCUAUCACGAAGAAGGAAAGGACAUCAAAGCUAUGAUCCAGCAAGACAUGACAGGCUACGUCGAGCAAACCCUUGCAAACGGUAAACCAGAAUCGGUUGGAGUGAUUACAGACUUUGUGGACCCAGCUCUGACCAAGUUUGUCGAGAGCAUCAUUACCGCCUACUGUGAUAUCCCAUACACACUGACCAAGUGCGGAUACGCCUGCUCCGACCACGCUUCGGCGAGCAAAUACGGCUAUCCCUCAGCAUUUGUGAUUGAAUCGGAUUUUGAAUAUUCGGACAAGAAAAUCCACACCACAGACGAUGUCAUCAAGUACCUGAGCUUUGAUCACAUGCUUCAACACGCUAAGAUGACCCUGGGGUUUGCAUAUGAAGCCGCCAUGGCCAAGUUCUGA
Fonsecaea multimorphosa CBS 102226 is the source of this 1173-nucleotide messenger RNA. RefSeq lists its product as uncharacterized. Bases 1 to 1173 code for a protein of 390 amino acids. Gene Ontology annotation, molecular function: metalloexopeptidase activity. The transcript has 2 exons. The record is from RefSeq and is a predicted model, not a curated record. Gene Ontology annotation, biological process: proteolysis. Lineage: Eukaryota; Fungi; Ascomycota; Eurotiomycetes; Chaetothyriales; Herpotrichiellaceae.